Molecule: messenger RNA, 717 nt
Organism: Rhizophagus irregularis DAOM 181602=DAOM 197198
Lineage: Eukaryota; Fungi; Glomeromycota; Glomeromycetes; Glomerales; Glomeraceae
Source: RefSeq, a predicted model, not a curated record
AUGGCCGAAGAAUUAACUAAUUUAUUUGAUAAUCUUCAAAUUGAAAGAAAUAGCAAAUAUGAAAAUACAAACGUAUAUUGCGAGCAGAUUAAUACUAUCUCUAACACUUACGAUCAUUUAUUACUAAAUUUGAUUAAAAUUUUAAUAGCAGAUAACACAAUGAAAAUUAAUAUUUAUGAUAGAGUAAUAAUUAUAAACAAUGUUUUGUUUUGCAUAAAUCUUAAUCAAAAUAAUCAAAUUGAAGAUUAUAUUCCAUAUAAACCUUUAAUGCGAUUACCGGCAUAUAAUAAUAAAUUAUCAUUUGUUUCUAAAAAUGACCCAACUUGGUGGGAUGAAUGUUGUACUGAAUUUGAAAAUUCUAUGUUACAUCUUAAAAAUUUAACUAAUAAUACUACAACAUUCAAUAUUAAAUCAAUGAUUGACCAAAAAAAUUAUAUAGAAAUUGAAAUUAUCAAUUUAACCAUUAAAAUUAUGAAUAAAGAAAAAAUAAGUGAAUUUAGUUUAGUUCAAAUACCUUAUGGGUAUGAUGCAUUAUGUGAUAAUUCGGAUAUUAUAGAUUUAAACAUACAUGAAAUAAUUUCAUUCAAAAAAGAAGGAUUAAAAUACUUUGCAUUAAAUAAUUUAAUUGAAUUAAAAUUAAAUAAUAAAAAAUUACAUAUCAUUAAUUCUGACGAAUAUGCUAAUGUAAUUUGCAAUGAUGCUUAUAUAUUGAAUUAG